AAAUUCAAUGUCUCGUACAAUCCACUCAUCUCUGGUGUAAUUCCAUCGACUGGACAAUUGGCAACAUUUGAAGAAGAGUCUUUCCUUGGCGAUCCACUCUUACGCCUUCCACCUUUUAUAAACAAAACGAGAAGAGGCGAACCGGAAGAUUGGAAGAAACACGAAGGACCCAAGAAUCAGAAAAUGAGUGCAGUAUUGCUGGCGUUCUUAGUUUUAAGUAUAGUGUUCUUGUUAUGUGGGAUAAUUUCUGUCAUCUUUUGCACACUGGUAAGGAGUCCGGUGGAGCCGCCAGGAUUUUUGUUGGAGAACGUAAAGUAUAGCCACGACGGAGCGUCAAGUUCCUGUGCAGCAUCAACAGGGACGUCAGACUCUGUUAAGGUUAUCCGGUUAGAUAAAACGGCAUUUACAUACGCUGACAUACUCAAAGCCACCGGGGACUUUUCGGCUGUUAGAAUUAUUGGGAAGGGAGGCUUCGGAACGGUGUACCGGGGUGUGUUGCCUGAUGGGAGAGAUGUAGCAGUGAAGAAACUACAGAGAGAAGGGGUUGAAGGGGAGAGAGAAUUUAGGGCUGAAAUGGAGGUUUUGAGCGGGAAUGGAUUUGGGUGGCCGCACCCGAAUCUUGUAACACUCUAUGGGUGGUGCCUUUACGGAGCGGAGAAGCUGUUGGUGUAUGAGUACAUGGAGGGUGGGAGCUUGGAGGACCUGGUGGCGGAUAGGACAAGGCUGACAUGGCGAAGGCGUCUCGAUGUGGCCAUUGAUGUGGCUCGUGCUUUGGUGUUUCUGCAUCAUGAGUGCUUCCCGGCGAUUGUGCACCGGGAUGUGAAGGCCAGCAAUGUAUUGCUGGACAAGUAUGGGAAGGCGCAUGUGACGGACUUCGGUCUAGCUAGGGUGGUCAGUGCCGGAGAGAGCCAUGUAAGCACAAUGGUUGCAGGAACCAUCGGGUAUGUCGCGCCGGAGUAUGGGCAGACGUGGAAGGCCACCACCAAGGGCGAUGUCUACAGCUAUGGAGUGUUGGCAAUGGAGUUGGCAACCGGAAGGCGGGCUGUUGAUGGUGGGGAAGAGUGCUUGGUUGAGUGGGCGAGGCGGGUUAUUGGGAAUGGACGGCAAGAAUCGAGCCGAACCAUGGUUCCGGUGGUGCUUCUGGGAUCUGGGCUUGCUGAGGGAGCAGAGGAGAUGUGUGAGUUGCUAAGAGUAGGGUUACGGUGCACGGCGGAGGCGCCUCAAAACAGACCAAAUAUGAAGGAAGUGCUAGCAAUGUUGAUCAAGAUUUCCAGCAAACAGAGUGAUAAUGGUCAUGGGUCCUUCUCACCGUCUUAAAAUUAGGACUUGGGAGAUGUAGAGCUCCUGAAAUUUGAAGUUGUCCAUUAUUAGUAAUCCAAAGCUUUCAUUUUUAUUUUUAUGUUGUUCAUACAAAUACACCAAUAUGUACACACAUUUUCAAUUUUUCAGUGUAUUUGGUCUUACCAUUCUUCAUGUAUAACUUGUAUACAUUCUUCAUUCAUUGUUGAGAAGUGAGAAGAAAAUUACAAAUUUUGCUCCUUUUGGUAAAAUUCUAGAUUAUGAUUUUAUGAUUAUGGAAAGGGACUCACCUUGCUGAAACUUUGAAGUUAGAUAUUUGCUAGAACUUAAUUACUGGUGAUUCAGAGGGCUUGGUCUGGGUUGAGUGAGUGAUGAGUUCAAGAAAGUGAGUGGUUGGUUAGUUUCAAAUCAACCAGCCAGGUUAAAUUGGGCAGUUGAAAUUAGAUUCUUG
This is a messenger RNA of Nelumbo nucifera (sacred lotus), 1750 nucleotides long. The record is from RefSeq and is a predicted model, not a curated record. NCBI's taxonomy places the organism in Eukaryota, Viridiplantae, Streptophyta, Magnoliopsida, Proteales, Nelumbonaceae.